Salvia miltiorrhiza (redroot sage) is the source of this 709-nucleotide messenger RNA. RefSeq names its product glycine-rich RNA-binding protein 2-like. NCBI's taxonomy places the organism in Eukaryota, Viridiplantae, Streptophyta, Magnoliopsida, Lamiales, Lamiaceae. The transcript has a single exon. The coding region runs from base 368 to 709 and encodes 113 amino acids. The record is from RefSeq and is a predicted model, not a curated record.
AAUUUAUUUUUACUACUCGCAUUUAUCACCACCGAUCAUCCCCACCAUUCAUAGCCCCCAAUCAUAUGGAGUAUUACUCCCAUUUACUACCACCGAUCAUCACCACCAUUCACAAUUCACAGCCCCCCAAUCAUAUGGAGUAUUACUCUCAUUUAUUACCACCGAUCAUCACCACCAUUCAUAGCCCCCAUUCAUAUGGAGUAUUUACUCUUAAUAUUAUGUAUUAGUUCAUAGCCCCCAUUCAUCACCACCGAUCAGUCGCUCGGUCAGCCUUCUCGGCCUUCUCUUAAUUCGGCGAAGUCAUCGAAUCGAAGAUUGUUAAUGAUGGUGAGGAUUCGGUUUUGUGACAUUCAAGGAUGAGCAGUCCAUGAGGGAUGCGAUCGAGGGGAUGAGCGAACAGGAAUUGGACGGCCGUAAUAUCACCGUCAACGAGGCUCAGUCCGGCGGUGGAGGCGGCGGAGGUUUCCUUGGCCCACGCCGCGAGGGUGGAGGAGGCGGUGGUGGUUACGGGCGCCGUGAGGGUGGCGGUGGCUAUGGAGGCGGCGGUGGUGGUGGUUACGGGCGCCGCGAGAGUGGCGGUGGCUAUGGAGGCGGCGGUGGUGAGGGAUAUGGCCAUCAUGAGGGCGGUUACGGUGGCAGUCGUGGAGGUGGGUAUGGCGGCGACCGUGGCUACGGCGGUGGCGCUUCUAAGGGAGACUGGAGAAAUUAG